Molecule: messenger RNA, 4534 nt
Organism: Parasteatoda tepidariorum (common house spider)
Lineage: Eukaryota; Metazoa; Arthropoda; Arachnida; Araneae; Theridiidae
Source: RefSeq, a predicted model, not a curated record
ACUCCUUCAAAGAAAGCUGUAAGCAUCUACUUAUCAGGCAAUAAUUUCUGAAAUUAUUCUUCAUUAUCACGGAAGAGAAGCAAAAAAAGUUCAAACGAGAAAUAAUUUUCAUUUAUCUGCUCAAAAUAACUUAUCCUAACGCGAAAAUCGAUUUUUCUGUUGAAUUUUUUUUAAAUAAUUCAUUUUAAAUUGCUUUGUAAAAAUGAACUAUACUCAGUUUUGUAUGGAAAAAAAAACUAAUAAUUUUUAUGCUAUCUAGAUGUCUUUCUCCUUAGUAUAAAUAAACCGCAUUUUCUGUGAGCAACAUGGUGAAAAAUAAGUCUUUCUCUUGUAAUUUAUGUAGCAAAGUUUUUUCGAAUAAAAGUUGUUUAUCUGUGCAUAAUUUGGUUCAUACAAAAGAAAAGCAAAAUUUUCCCUGUGUACAUAAAAAAAAUAUUGGACUAGAAAUCAGUGUUGAUCAACACAAUGAUAUCCUAACUAGUGAAGGAUCUGAGACAUGGGAUCAAAACUGUUCAAUGAAGUGUUGUUUAAACUCUCCUCACAAAGAGAAGCCAUAUUCUUGUGAUAUGUGCAAUAAAAGUUUUGCACAAAAAUUUAACUUAAUUAGACAUAAACUUGUACAUUCUAAAGAAAAACUCUUUUCUUGCAUUAUUUGUAACAAAAGUUUUUCACUUAAGAUGAAUUUAUCUAGGCAUCUUCUUGUUCAUACUGGAGAAAAACCUUAUUCUUGCAUGAAAUGCAAUAAAGGCUUCACAACUCCUUCUCAUUUAAGGAGACACAAAAUUGUUCACACACAAGUCAAAACAUAUUCUUGCACUGUAUGUUCUAAAAGAUUUUCUCUAAAGGGAAAUUUAACUAGACAUUAUAAAUCUCAUGCCAAAGAAAAACCUUAUUCUUGUGAUUUAUGUGGUAAAUGCUUCUCGACCAGCAGCUAUUUACCUGAACAUAUGCUUGUACACUCAAAAGAAAAACCUUAUUCUUGCUCUGUUUGUAAUAAAAGUUUUUCCUUACAACGUAAUCUAAAAAGGCAUAGAUUUGUACACAAUAUGAAUGAAAGACCUCAUUUAUGUAAGCUGUGUAAUAAAAGUUUUUCUACAAGUUAUGAUCUGAAAAGACAUGGGCUUGUUCACUCUAAAGAAAACAAGGUAGAUGUUACAUUUAUGUCCUCGUCAUAACUAAAAAUGAUUAAAAAGCUACUUAAAAUAAAGGCCAUUGCAAUAGCCUUUUGUCUCGAUUGGUUUCACAGAGGUUACGAUUCUACAAUUUAGAGAACAGCAUAGUUUCAAAGAUGUAGUCAAGCAGGAUGUUGAUAUUUGCAUAAGCAGAGAGUGAUAAAAGUUGCAAAGUUUAGAAGACAGGAAAAAUUUUUAGGAGCCAGCUUCUAGAACUACUGUGACUUUAUCUCAUUUGCUGCAAAAUAGAAAACUAGCAUUUCAUCCCCAUAAUUGACAAUUUUUUUUUUAUGGGUCAUAUCUGUCUCAUUUUUGCAGUAAAGAAGUUAAAUAUCAAUAUAAAAAAUCAAAUGGAACAAAAAUUUUAUAGCAAUAAGUCUUUUGAACUAUAAUAAUUGUUAUAAUUUAACAAAACAAACAAUGAAAAAAAAUACUAAAGCAGUAGGUAAAUUCAUAUUUCCUUUAAUAUAAACAUUUACUUGGAUAUAUAUAAGGUUCGCUCUAAAUGGCGACAAUUUGUUUGGAGUAAUUUUUUAAUAAUUAUUUUAAUGUUUGGAAUAAAAAUAAAUUUUAGCAUUGAAUUCCAUGCAAAAAAAAAUAAUUGCUGUAAUUUUAUUGUUCUACAUGUAGUAUGGAAUUCAAUUGUGUGGUAUUCAAAUGAAAUAACUGAAAGUGUCUGGUACAAAAAAAUUUUAUAUUAAAUGCUGAAAUUUCAAAUUUAUAUCUUGUCCUGUGCUUUGCGUUCUUGUACUGAUAGUAUAAUUGUCCGUCAAUUAAAUAUUUUUUGCUUUUUUAGAAUUAACUUUAUUUAAAAUUUUAUAAUUUUUAGAAUAAUAUUUUGUUAUUUAUCUGGUCUUAGCAUUUUAGUCACCAUGUUGAAUCUGUUUAUUAAUAUUAUUUUACCUUUUUUCACUUAAUUUUGAAAAAAAUCUUAAACUUUAAUCAUUAUGGAAUAAUGAAGCAAAAUGGAUUUUAGGUGUUAUGGAUGGCAAUAAAUAAAUUUUGAUAUGUACCAUAACAUGAAUGAUGUAAUUGUGAAGUUCAGUUUUUUUCUUAAGUUUUUAGACCACUAAAUGAAUAUCUAGGUGGUCCUAUUGGACCACUAGAUUUUCAUUGCUCGUGUGAAGUGUAGAUUUAUACAUUAACAUUGCAUUUCAGUUUCAGCAUUAAAAUAUUAUUUAUCAAUUAAUACAAUUUUUUCACAAAAAAAGAAAUCAAUUUUGACUUUUUUUCCUGAUGAAUCCUGCUUAUAACAGUUAAAACAAAAGUAGCAUAAUAAUUUGUUAAAGAAGCUGAGUGCCAAGGAAAUAUUUCUAGUUACUUGGGCAACCUAGAGACCGGGAUUUGUUGAUCCUUGUGCACAAGCUACCACUUUUCCCAGGAAAAAUUGCUUCUAUUGAUCCAAAGCUGAAUAAGAGGUCACACCACCAUUCUGAACUGUUCCAAUUCCCUUAAUAUAUCUGACAAAUAUUGAAAAUUUUUAUUGAUUGCCCUUGCCCAUACUAAAAAACCUUACUCAUGUGUCUAAUGCAAUAAAAAAUUUAGUAUUAAAAGUAAUCUAAAUAUGCGUAUGAGAGUUCACACUAAAGAAUAGCUAAAUUCUUAUGACUUGUGCAAUUAAGACUUUUCUUAAAGGACUACCAAGAAAAUACAUUUGUUCAUUCAAAUGAAAAUCUUACUCCUAUGAAUCAUCGUUAGAUAAUAAAGACACACAUCGUGCAUGGAUACCUUGGCAGAGAUUCUCAAAUUUUGUGGGUACUUUUUUCAUAUUUUUUGUAAUAUAAAAAAAAAAGUAUCCACAAAACAAAAAAAAAACUUUGUGGGAAGAAGAAAAAUAAGCACAUGACUACAUAAUCAUAAUUCAUGCAAGAUAAAAGAAGAUUGUUUAGUUGUAUAUGUGCUACUACCGAAGAAAAAGAUAAAACUGAUCAUUUAGCCCAAAAAAAAGUUAUCCCAUCGUUAGCGGGCGAGCAAACAACUUGAUAUGACUGUCACUUUACACAAAAAUAAACAAUUACAGUUACAGUAGGAAACUUUUUAAUGUAAUUUCGUUUGUUUAUAAAAAUGAAACAUAGUUGGCCAAGUUUGACACAAAAGUUAAAUAUUGAUUUCACUUUAAAGAAUUUUGGGUGCAAAAUUAUUCAUAUUACUUAAUUCUUAAUCCGAUAAUAAUUACUUAUCACUGAACAUACCAAUAUUUUACAAUACAAUACAGUACAACAUACUAUAACCAGUACAGCUAUGGUAUGUUUAGUGUUAAUAUAAUUGCAAUUCUUUAAUUUUAUUUUUGUUUAUAGUAUUUAUUUUAAUAAUCCUGUAGUGUCUGCAGAUGCUAAUUUUUUUCUAUUUUACUAUGACGUGAAUGAAACACCAAAGCAUAUUCAUCUAAGCCUUUUCUGAAUAUGAAGUUCACAGUAAAGAAAAGCCACUUUCAGAGUUAGCACAGUACUUACCAUGUUAUUAAAUAUUUACUGUUAUAAUUGUUUCCAUUUAAGCAUAUGUAAACAAGAAAAUUAAGAGCAAAAUUAUUUCAAAAAGCUAGAUUAAAAUAGUGUUUCAUGUUUUAGAAAAAAAAUUCCAGAGUUGAAUAAAAAUUGAAGCAUGAAUAUUCGAAUGGUUGUAAGUGCCAAACAUUUCAAUUCAUUGUAAGAAAUCAAUAAUUUUUAUAUAUUUUAAACUAAACUCAGUGACGCGACAGCACAAGGAGGGCCAAGGUCUACGGGACAUGUCCCAGUUUUCUUAACUUUCUGUGGUCAGCCGAACAUAGAACCCCCAGUGUUCAAUCCCAAGCAUGCUUCCUACUAAUUUAAACCUCUAAAAUUGACCCACUAAAGGGAUGAAAAACUCAGUUUGUAUAUUUACUUUUCUGUAUUGCACAUUUAAUUACUCUCUAACAUACCUUAUUCGUGAAUAGACUUUUUUUUUUGUAUUUUUGGGAAUCAAUAUUAUCAUUUUAUACACUUAUAUAAAAUUUUCUUCUAAUACUUAGCUGGUUUUCAAAAAUCCUGAGCUUAUUGAACUUUUUUAUUUUAAAUCUUUAUUUUUUCUUUUCUUUAAAAACUAUAAAAUGUAAUUAAAAAGUUUUAUUUCUAAAUUUAAAAAUGAGAUUUCAUUUUAUCAAAACAACUGUUAAAACUUACCUCAUCAUAUGUCUCACAAUAACCAUUAUAUCAUUGUAGCUCCACAAUACAUGAAACCUAAUUACUAGUCUAAAAUUCCGAAUGUUUAUUUUUGAUGGUUUAGAAAAAAAUUUAAAUUCAUUAUCUGUAAAUUAAUUAGAUGUAAAUUGUAAUUGUUGUUAAAAGUUUCAAGAAAAUGUAGGCAUCUUAUUGUAAAGUGAAUAAAUCUGUUUGACUAUCAGA